CUUCAUCACCGAUCAGGAUGGUGCGAUGAGGCAGUCAAUACAGAGCAUCUUUCCAACCACCGUGCACCGUUGUUGUCGAUGGCACAUCAUGAAAAAGGCUCAGGAAAAGGUUGGUUGGUUGCUGUGCCGGAAUCCAGGACUCUCUGAUGAUUUCAACAAGUGUGUUGACUUCAGCUUCACUAUAGACGAGUUUGAGCAGAAUUGGGCUGGGUUAAUGAUCAAGUAUGAGGCUAUGGCACACACGCACUUUGAGAAGUUGUACGAAUACAGGUCAACUUGGGUGCCGUGCUACUUCAAACACAGGUUCUUUCCCUUCCUCCAGUCUACACAGCGUAGUGAGGGGUUCAACGCCGUCCUCAAAAGAUAUGUGAACCCACACAACUCAAUGUUGAACUUCGUCAAGCAAUAUGAAAAAAUACAGAACCACAUCCUUGCCAAGGAAGGCUGCAAUGAUUACAGGACACAACACCUUGAGAUUGAGUUGUGGUCCAACUUCCCAAUAGAGAAGCAAGCUUACAAAACCUAUACUAGAGACCUUUACCGCAAGUUUAGAGAAGAGUUUGAGCUGAUUGGACGUUAUAAUGCAUUCCAAGUUGGUGCUGAUGUGUUUGAGCUCAGACCGAACCAGGAAUUUGUUGCGAAAUAUGGUUCUCGAAACUACUUGGUGCAGGCAAGGGUGGAGGAGCGUUCCUAUUUGUGUGAGUGUUGUAAAAUGGACAAGGACGGCAUCCUCUGUUGCCACAUCCUCAAGGUGUUCACCCAUGUUGGCGUUGAUGUCAUACCGGAAAGGUACCUGCUAAGACGGUGGACACCUACUGCUGUACCUAGUGCGCCAGGGACUGGUUAUGAGAAACCGGAUGAAAUGCCUCCUCAAUCAAAGAAGCAGAUAAGGGAGAGGAACAUGAUAUACGAUUUUCGGAAACUAGCAAAGUUUGCGAGUGGUUCUGAUCCAGCACAAGCUAUUGUAUACAAGCAUAUGCGUGCAGCACGUACCGAGAUCGGCCACCUGAACAAGUCCAAGAAAAUGAAAAAACCGACUGCUGCAACGGGGCCAUCAGAUGAUGGCAACCCUCGAGGACCUCCUCCACCUCCAGGCAGCAAUCAGGGGGCUCAUCAUCCAGUUAUGCAUAUGUGUGAUGUCAACACUCAAGGACCUCCUCCCCCUCCUGGCUGUACACGGCAUCCUCCACCACCUCCUCCCCCGCAUGCUCCUCCCAAUGGCCCUACAGGCAGCACUCAGGGGGCUCGUCGUCUAGGUAAUUACCUUCCCCCAACUCCCCAUCAAACUAGGUCUGUAACACCAAUUGCACACAUCAUGGUGCUCAGUUGCACCGAACAGGCUACCUAGUUGCGCAUGCUGUGU
This is a messenger RNA of Triticum aestivum (bread wheat), 1363 nucleotides long. Its product is annotated as protein FAR1-RELATED SEQUENCE 5-like. The record is from RefSeq and is a predicted model, not a curated record. Gene Ontology annotation, molecular function: zinc ion binding. The coding region runs from base 26 to 1348 and encodes 440 amino acids. The transcript has 2 exons. NCBI's taxonomy places the organism in Eukaryota, Viridiplantae, Streptophyta, Magnoliopsida, Poales, Poaceae. Gene Ontology annotation, biological process: regulation of DNA-templated transcription.